Raphanus sativus (radish) is the source of this 1528-nucleotide messenger RNA. Its product is annotated as adenylyl-sulfate kinase 2, chloroplastic. The record is from RefSeq and is a predicted model, not a curated record. Gene Ontology annotation, biological process: sulfate assimilation. Gene Ontology annotation, molecular function: adenylylsulfate kinase activity; ATP binding. The transcript has 6 exons. NCBI's taxonomy places the organism in Eukaryota, Viridiplantae, Streptophyta, Magnoliopsida, Brassicales, Brassicaceae. The coding region runs from base 337 to 1218 and encodes 293 amino acids.
UUUAAAUUAAAAAUAUUAAAUAUAAUUUUCUCAACUAGUUAGCAAGUUAAAGAAUUAAAAAAAAAACCAACUGGUUAAUUUUAGAUAGUUAGUUUAGUGAGGGGUUUUUGGGCUGUAAUGCAAUAUGGUCAUGUGUUUUUUGUGGAGGAUCAUAUAGUUGGUGACACUAGGCUCCUUCCCACCAGUUUUCUUCCUUCCUCUUCAAGUCUCUCUUUCACUAUAUAUUUUCAAAUAAUCGAGUAGCUUUCUUAUACAUACAUUAAUCUAUAGUAAGCAGAUUUAUUUGUACACCGUCCAGGAUCUGAUCAGUUUCUGCGACUUUAUUAGUAACAUUCAAUGGAAGGAUUAGCUAUCAGAGCAUCGAGACCUUCCAUUUUCUGCUCUCUUCCAGGUCUCGGCGGGGGUAAUCAGCAACGACCUCCAAGUGACGGUUUCCUCAAGUUUCCGGCCUCGUCGGCAGAUAACAGCACAAAACUAGUCGUGAAUUCUGGUUCUUUUCAUCCAAUCUCCGCCGUCAACGUGUCUACUCGAGCUUCUCUCACCGCAGAUAUUCCCGCCCUUUCAGGAACGAAUGUGAAAGAGGAGAGAAUCAACGGAGAAAAGAAGAAGGCAGACAACAUCGUAUGGCACGAGAGUUCCAUCUGCAGAUGCGACCGACAAGAGCUUCUUCAACAAAAGGGUUGUGUCAUUUGGAUCACUGGUCUCAGCGGUUCGGGGAAAAGCACUGUUGCUUGUGCGCUAAGUAAAGCUCUGUUUGAAAGAGGCAAACUUACUUACACACUCGACGGAGACAAUGUACGUCACGGCCUUAACCGGGACCUUACUUUCAAAGCUGACGAUCGUACCGAAAACAUACGAAGGAUCGGUGAAGUGGCAAAGCUGUUUGCUGAUGUUGGCGUCAUUUGUAUAGCAAGUUUGAUAUCUCCUUACCGGAGAGACAGGGAUGAGUGCCGGUCGUUGUUACCUGAGGGAGAUUUCGUGGAGGUUUUCAUGGACGUUCCUCUUUCUGUGUGUGAGUCAAGAGAUCCAAAGGGGUUGUAUAAACUCGCGCGUGCCGGCAAAAUCAAAGGCUUUACUGGAAUCGACGACCCUUACGAGGCGCCACUGAAUUGCGAGGUCGUGCUCAAACACACAGGAGACGACGUUUCUUCUUCGCCACAUCAGAUGGCUGAAAACAUCAUCUCUUACUUGCAAAACAAAGGUUACCUUGAGGGUUAAGUCAAGUCCGAAAGAUAUCAACGGCAACGAAUCCCCCCCCCCCCCCCCCCCCCCCCCCAAUUUGUCGAAUCUAAUUACAGUUUUAUAAAUGGUUACAUGUUUGCUUGCUCUGUCUAGUUUACUCAAAAGCUUGAGACCUGACUUCCUCUCGCUUCAAUUCAUCAUACUAUUAUUUGUUUCUUGAAUUCUGUUAAUUGAACCCGGAUGAACGUCAGAUAUAUAUAUAUAUAUAUAUAUAUACAUACAUCUUAUGUCAUCGACUGUUUGUAUAAUUGAUAUCGAUUAAAUGGACUUUGUUGUAUUUACUUUA